UCUCUCUUUGCCUCCGAUAUGUGAUCCCUCUCGAUGCAACCUACCUUCUCACCUUUUGGAUUCACCGGUGUAAUCCCCGAUUGCCGGAAUCGGAAAUAACCCGUCGAUUCCCAAUAUCAAGCUGAAGAUCAUCCUCCAACAUUGUCGUGCUCAUAUAGGAUUUUGUGUGUAGUUGGUGGUUGAGAGAUUUGAGGAACUCUACUUAACCGAGAAUUGAGUUUGAACGAGUGAGGGAGAAGUGUUUGAGGGUUGACUGGGUUACUCGGUCUUCUACCCGGGUUUGGGUUGACCCGAUUUUGGAGUUGACUUGAUUUUUACAUUUUAUCAUGCGAAUUAGAGAGGCAUUGUUUAGUUACAAAGGAAUUUUAUGUGAAGAAGCUUGUGAGACUAGUUGAGAAGUUUUCUAGGUCUCUUGAGAACAUGAUCUUUUUGAAAAGCAUAAGGUGCAAUGGAAUGUUAUUUGGACCAUUCAAUUCAUUUUCACAAAUGAGAUGGAAAAAACCAGUUGUUUCAGCUCAGACUCGUCUGGAAACCAGAACGAAAGAUUUAAAGCUAGACAAGCACAUGACACAUAUUAACAAACUCAAAACCAUCCUCCAUAUCCACCAGCUUAUGUCCCAGCGAAAGCGUGGUCCCUUUGUCUCUGUGCAACUUAUGUCACGGUGGAGAAACAUUGUCGGUCUUAAUGUGGGCAUGGGUGCAUUUCUUCACAAGUAUCCGCAUGUGUUUAAGUUAUUUGAGCACCCCUUUAGGAGGAAUUUAUGCUGCAAGAUAACUCAAAGAAUGAGAAGUUUGAUUGAUGAGGAAGAAAAUGUUGUCAAAGAACAUGAAGCUGAAUUGGUGCAAAGAAUAAAGAAAUUGCUCAUGAUGUCAAGAAAUGGGACGCUUCAUGUCCAUGCUUUGAGGUUGAUUAGGGGAGAGCUUGGUUUGCCUGAGGAUUUUAGAGAUUCUAUUUUAAGAAGGUACUCAAAGGAUUUCAGAUUAGUUGAUUUGGAAAUUGUUGAACUGGUUGACAGAAAUGAGAGUUUGGCCAAGGCUGAAGUUGAAAAAUGGAGAGAACAAGAAUAUAUAGAUAAGUGGUUGAGUGAGUUUGAAACAAGUUAUGCAUUUCCCAUCAAUUUUCCGACAGGGUUUAAGAUAGAGAGGUGUUAUAGGGAGAAAUUAAAGAACUGGCAGAGGCUUCCCUAUUUGAAGCCUUAUGAGAGCAAGGAGGUUCUCAAAGUUUCUACUUGUGGAGGGACUGAACGUUUCGAGAAGCGGGCAGUUGGGAUUAUUCACGAGCUCUUGUGCUUGACAGUAGAGAAGAUGCUUGAAGUUGACAAAUUGGCUCAUUUUAGAAAGGAUUAUGCUAUUGAAGUUAAUGUGCGUGAACUGCUUUUGAAGCACCCUGGCAUUUUCUAUCUAUGUACCAAGGGAAGUACUCAGACUGUUUUUCUUAGAGAAGCCUAUUCCAAAGGGUGUUUAGCUAUGUCAAAUCCAAUUUAUGUUGUUCGAAGGAAAAUGUUGGACCUUAUCUUACUAGGGUGUCGAAAUACUAGAUCAAUGGAAGAUGUGGAAGAAAUUAAGGAGGAAAGAAAUGGUUCAGUUUUUAGAACAAAUGGGGAAGGCAGAAUAGAUGGAGACUGGGUUAUCCCAAUUUUAGAAAGUUAUGAUCAAAAUGCUUUUGGUAGUCUAGGUGAAAACCGUGAAAUCAAUGAUUCUAAACAACCAUUUGAUGGACGUGGACGCGAUGACUAGUUGAUAACGAUGCAUUGCACCUUUAUCUUUGCAACAUAUAGUCCCAUUUUCUUAAGUAAAUGGAUCCUAGCUUGAAUAGAGAUGGUGGGGUGUUUAAAAAUCAUAAUGUGCUUCAGAAGAUAACUAAAAGCUUACAUCAAGGCAGGGAGAAAAUGGUAAAUCUCUUGUUGCUUUCAUUCUCUAUUUUUCUUGUUGAAUGUUGAUUUAAGUCCUAUAUCUUUAUUUUGUUCUACAAAAUUGCCUUUCCAGUUAGAGC
Hibiscus syriacus is the source of this 1993-nucleotide messenger RNA. Its product is annotated as protein ROOT PRIMORDIUM DEFECTIVE 1-like. The record is from RefSeq and is a predicted model, not a curated record. Gene Ontology annotation, molecular function: RNA binding. NCBI's taxonomy places the organism in Eukaryota, Viridiplantae, Streptophyta, Magnoliopsida, Malvales, Malvaceae. The transcript is spliced from 2 exons. The coding region runs from base 421 to 1737 and encodes 438 amino acids.